Molecule: messenger RNA, 1129 nt
Organism: Alternaria alternata
Lineage: Eukaryota; Fungi; Ascomycota; Dothideomycetes; Pleosporales; Pleosporaceae
Exons: 1
Coding region: 165-959 (264 amino acids)
Source: RefSeq, a predicted model, not a curated record
GCCAAACUUUCGAGCUUCAAGUCCUUUGACCUUCGAGUCGUCCAUUCGUUGUUACCAACUAAUACUAUCAUUAAUAAUACACACUCGCCAACUCUCUCAACCACCUCAACCUCCACCAACCAACACUUCCAACUUUACCGUUUCAAGUUCUAAAUACCAUCAAAAUGCGUUACUCAUUCGCCGUCGCUGCCUUCGCUGGCCUUGCCGCCGCCGUUCCCCAAUACGGUGCCUACCCUGCUGCCCCAGCCAGCACUCCCGCUGCCCCGGCUUACCCUGCCUACCCUGCUCAGCCUGCUGAGCCCUCCUCUGCUGCUCCCGCCUACCCUGCCUACCCAGCUGAGCCCUCCACUCCCGCUGCUGAGUACCCCGCCUCCAGCGCUACUCCUGAGGCCUCCAAGCCCGCUGAGUACCCCGCUGGAACUCCUUCCAAGCCAGCCGAGUACCCUGCUGAGACCCCCUCUGCUUCCAAGCCCGCUGAGUACCCAGCUGAGACUCCCUCCAAGCCUGCUGAGUACCCCGUCGAGUCCACCAAGACUCCCGAGGUUCCCGAGCACGCCACCUCUGAGGUUCCCUCUUACCCUGCCUCCUCCAUGACCCCUGAGGUCCCCGAGGCUGAGACCACCUCUUGCUUGAGCUCCACCACCAUCACCGUCACUGUCCCCUACCCCACCGGUACCCCCGUCGUUCCCGGUGCUGGCAAGCCUUCCGGUACCCCCAUGGUCCCUGGUGCUCCCCAGCCUUCCGGUGGUGCUCCUUACCCAUCUGUCCCCGUCGGUGGUGCUCCCUACCCCUCUGUCCCUGCUGGCACUGGUGCUCCUCCCGCUGGCACUGGCAUGCCCACCAAGACCGGUGGCUACGUCAAGCCUUCCACCCCUGCUGAGUUCACUGGUGCUGCCUCUGCUCUCAACGUCGGUGGCUUCGUUGCCGGUGUUGGUGCUUUCGCUGCUUUCUUCUUGUAAAUGUCAUAACAUUCAAUUGAGCGUGUCCACGGGCAAGCUAUGACUUUACAUGAUACAUUGCAUUGGGGAUUGAAAUUCACUGUAAAUAUCCUUGGUGUCGGAAAGGGUAAUUGUAAUUAGUCUGCGGAUGGUGUUGUUGAAAUUGAACUUGAAAAAAAAACCACUUCUCU